Messenger RNA from Yarrowia lipolytica CLIB122, 3021 nucleotides. RefSeq lists its product as uncharacterized. The record is from RefSeq and is a predicted model, not a curated record. Gene Ontology annotation, cellular component: cytoplasm; endocytic vesicle; cell division site. Gene Ontology annotation, biological process: septin cytoskeleton organization. NCBI's taxonomy places the organism in Eukaryota, Fungi, Ascomycota, Dipodascomycetes, Dipodascales.
AUGUCGCGAUACUCCACCGUGCUCGACCAGAGCAGUCCGGACCAGGCCGUGCAGCUGCUGCAGUCGCGAAUCACCGAAGGUGAGUCCACCCUCAGCGAUCUGGCGUCCUUUGUCCACGACCGAACCAACAUUGAAAAGCGUUACAUCGAGGACCUUCAGCGAGUGGCGCAGCGCCAUGCGGCCAAAAUCGGCGCUCUCGACGAUGGAGACGUCGGUGUGAAUUCCGCAGUCAACUCGCUCGACGGCCUGUGGCGAAAGAUUGCCGUCAGAGACAUCAACGAGACCAUUGGAGCUGCUGAGACCUAUGUUCGACGGGUCAAGUCCGAGGUUGAGAAGCCGCUCAAAAACUUCCCCACCUCGCAGCAGGGCAACUGGGCCGAUGUCAAGGUGCUGAGCCACGGUCUCAAUGAAGUGUCUCGGUCGCAGUCCGAGUGGCAGAAACAGGCUCCCUACGUGUUCAAGCAGUUUGAGAGCGCCGAUACCGGCCGAGUGGUGUUCGUCAAGGACGCCCUCACCCAGUACCUGACUCUGUCCACCGACAAGUCGCAGCAGUUCACUCCUGUGGCCGAACGGCUUUUGAAUGACGUGCUCUCCCUUGAGCCUGAAGAUGACAUCAACGUCUUUGUCUCCGAGGCUCUUAAGAGAGGUCCUACUGGAGGAAAUGCCGGAACCAACGCCUCCGUCGGAGCUGGAACUGCCGGAGCUGCUGCUGGCUUUGGAGCUAGUUCUGCUGCCAACAACCGUCAAUCCACCUACGGGGGCGCUGCUGACACCCGAUCAGCCAACUACGCCCCCUCCACCACCUCCACCACCAACCCGCGGAACGCAUUCCGACGCAACUCGACCCGGGACUCGGAGUCCAUCUACUCGACCAACUCUGCACGAAACUCCACCCACGACGUGCCCACCACUCCCCAAAAGCGAGGAGACAAGCUGCGGUCCAAGGUCGGAUCCAUCUUUGGCAGAAAGAAGAAGGAUGACAAGAAACACGUUUCCACGCUGGGAACCAUCCGGGACCAGCCUGGCCAGAGCCAGCGAGCCCGCGAGGCCGACCGAGAGGCUCGUCGACUUGCCGAGAUCGAGGAACAAAAGGCCAUUGAGCGCCAGAUCCAGGAGGAUCGGGAAGAGGAGCGGGAGGCGGCCGAGCGACGAGCCGAGCGGGCACGUGAGCAGGCUGAGCGAACGAACAAGCAGCAGCCUCCUCUCCCCCCGGCCUCUCGAUCGCCCGACAUGCGAACCCAGAACGCUCAGCUUGAUACUUCUGCCCUGUCUUCUCAGUUGCAGUUUCCUGCAGCGGGCGGCCAGCAGGGCCCCCCUCAGUUCCAGGGUCAGGGCCAGCAGAAUCAGCAGAAUAUGCAGGGCGGCCAAUUCCAAGGUCAACAGGGACAGAGUCAGUUCCAAGGACAGGGCCAGUUUCAGGGUCAGACUCAUAAUGGCAGCCCCUUCCAAACCACCCAGGUCCAGCAGAACAGCCCUCCCGUGUCUCCUGGCUCGUCACCCUUCUCCCACACCCAGUCUCCCCAGCAAGGCCAGUUCCAGUCGCCUCAGCAGACCCAGCAGUACUCGCCCCAACAGCAGUUCCAUACUCCUCAGCAACAGUUCCAGAGUCAGCAGCAAUCGCAGCAGCCUUUUCUGCAACCCGGCCAGGAAGCUCCUUUUGACAACGCUGAUAAACCUCUUCCUCCUCCUUCUCGGCGACUGUCUGACCCUGAUCCCCAUGGACCCCCCAAGGUGGAUAUUCGCCAGGACGUGAUUGCCGAGGAGGGCGACGCCAACGAGGCGCUCAAUUCGGUGGCCUCCACUUUGCGAAACACCUCGCGAAGCGGCCGAGGACGUCGAGACAUUCAGUCCAAGUUAUUCACUGACGUCCAGCCUGCCGACAUUGAGUCCCAGGCUCCCGGUCUGCCUCCCAUUGACACCAACAACCUCAAUGGUAAUGGUCACGGAGGUCACCACGGCGGAGCUCUUGCUGGCGGAGCUCUUGCCGGCGGUCUUGCUGGAGGAGCUCUCGGGUCUACUUUCACUGGCAACUCUGAAGACUUCCACUCACCCAUUGGCCAGUCUCCUGCUCCCCUGUCCCACCAGUCCAGUGGUCUGCAAAGCCCCGCUGGCUACGGCUCUAUGCCUCCCCCUAAUGCUCCCUUUGCUCAACAGCAGCAGCAGCCCCUGGGUCCCGACAGCACCGGCGGCGACGCUGGCUCGAUUCGAUCGCUGCAGUCCACUCCUAACGUGAUCAAGCAUCCUGAGCUGCUCAUCUCUGAGGCCCUGGAGACCUACCCUCUGCGAGCAAGUAUCGUGGAGCAGAUCAAUGCCAACAUCACCGAGACGCAUUCCGACGUGUCUGUCAACGGAGAGGUUGCCAUUGCCUACGUUCCUCCCUCGUCCGCCCAUACCACCGACUAUCUGCAGGUGCGACUUCUGGAUCCCUCUCCCUUCGCCAAGUUUGGAGCGAACCCUUCUGCCGUUAUCAACCCUCCUUCUUCUCCUUCCGAGAACUCCUUGUACAACGUGAAUGCCCAUGCCAUUAAGGGCCGAACGUCUCUGGGCUUCAAGUACUCACUGACCCCCGACGCUGCUGCGCAGUCUCUCCCUGUGGUGAUCACUCCCAUCUGGCGAUUUGAGCCCACCCAGGCCAGACUCAUGCUCUCCAUCAAGCUGUCCCCCAGCUUCCCUGGAGAGGCAGCCACUCUUACGGGAGGUGUCUUUUCCGUCUCUGUGGACGGAGCCAACACUUUGGGAGCCCAAAGCAAGCCCGUCGGCUCAUUCUCUCCUGAACGUCGACGAAUCACCUGGCGUCUGGGCGACACCCAGCCCUUCAUCAUCCGAAAGGAUGCUGAGCAGCGGCUGCUGUGUCAGUUCAAGACCGAUGGAUUGGUGCAUCCUGCCGCUACCGGUGUGGAGGCUCGAUUCACUCUCACUUCUUCGCUGACCGAGGGCGUGUUUGAAUGGUCCGACGGAGGGGACUGGCAGCCCGUGGGCCAUCUCAAGAGCUUCCUGUCUGGUAAGUUCAACAGUCAUUAA